UUGGUAAGUGGAGUUGGGGAUACUGAGAAGUGGAAUCUUCAAUAAUGUUAAUCAAUAGCAGUGGAGAUGCUGAAUUGUCGGGAAAACGCUCAUUGGGUAAUAGUAUUGCUGCUGUUCCUCUUAAGUUUAAGUGCCGUAAGGUAUCUAUACGUCGGGAUUUUCCAAAUGGUUGUGGACAAUUGGUACAAAGAACUGGGCCUGGAGAAACUGCUGUUGCCAAUGGUAGUGUUGAGAUUGUUAGGAACAGUGUGACCACUGAAGGACCUGCCCUUACCAAGUUGGCACCAAUAUCAACUCCUGAACCAUUAAAAAUUUUAGUGAAGGCCGAGUUAUCCAACUCAGUAGAAACUUCAAAACCUAAGAGCGCAAAACUGCCUGAAGAUUUGGAUAGGGUGAUUUCUAUCAAGCCUAUGGAAGUUGUAGAGCCGUUAGUGAAGGCUUUCAAACCCCAAACCAUGAAGCCAUUUGAGACUUCACAUCAGGUGGAAUCACUAGAAACAAUGAAAAGCGGAGAGCAGAUACCAUUGUUGUUGCCUAAUGCAGAAUUGCUUGGCAUGUCAAGUUGUCCCCUAACCGUGAAUAGUCUGAGAUUGAAGUUACUUAGAGAUUCUGUUCUCCCAGAUAUUUUGGAACAGCCAAAGACUCCAAAUCAUUCUCAACUUUCAUUUGCUGUUAUUAAGAGAUCACCUAAAAAAUGUUCUCCUGCAAGAAGAAUCUGUGCCACCCGAGAUUUUCCUUCAGGAUCCAUGAUGAACAUUCAACAUGUUAGUGAGGAAGUACAUCUGAAAUCCGCGGAUAUUCCCAAAAAUGUGAGUAUAAAUAAUGAAAAUCCCCUUGGGGAAUCCAAGGAGACAGUCAGGGAUAAAAAAUCACAAGAGCUAGCUGUUGUGAAUGAAGAAUAUCUUACCUGGAAAGACAUGCCUUCUGAGGAGAAAUUCAGGGAAGAAAGAUCAAAAGAGUCGGAUACAAGCCUGGUUACAUUUGGUGUUCAAUCAUCUAGUGACGAAUGUAACUAUGAGAAAGUGAAGGAGACUGACAUGUCCGAGGAGAUGGUCAGUCAUAAACAAUCACAAGAGCUAGCUGUUGUCAAUGAAGGAUAUGCUAUUGGGAAAGACAUGACUGCUGAGGAGAUGGACAGGGAUCAAAGAUCAAAAGAAUUGGAUGUGGGCCUGAUUACAUUUAGUGUUCAACCUGUGAGUGAUAAAUUUAUCCGUGAGAAAGUGAAGGAGACUUUACAUAUGUUCCAAGAGAUCUAUAAGCAAUUCUUACAUGAAGAGAGAGAGAAUAAAAAAGAUGGAAGACCUAUGAAGCCGAUAUAUCUACUAGCUGCAAAUCGUCUCAAGAAGGAAAACAAAUGGGUCAAUGCUGGGAAGCCAAUCUUCGGAUCCGUCCCCGGAGUUGAAGUUGGUGAUGAAUUUCAUUUUAGGGUAGAGCUGGCUAUUGUCGGUCUUCAUCGCACUUUUCAGAGUGGUAUUGAUUACACAAAGGUGGAUGGAAAAAUUCUCACCAUAAGUAUUGUAGCUACAGGGCGUUAUGAUGCAGAUGAACUGGACAAGUCUGAUGUCUUGGUAUAUUCUGGUGAAGGAGGAAGGCCAAUGGGUGGACAUAAGCAAACCGAAGACCAGAAGCUUGAGCGAGGAAACCUCUCACUGAAGAACAGUAUGGAUGCAGGAUCUGUUGUUAGGGUUAUUCGGGGAUUUAAACAAGGAAAGGGCCCUCAUUACUUGGACACUAAGAAUAAGUCAUUUUCAAAGUACAUUUACGAUGGACUGUACUUUGUGGAGAAAUAUUGGCAGGAUAUGGGCCUUUAUGGUGCUUCUGUAUUUAAAUUUCAGUUGAGAAGGAUUCCAGGCCAGCCGAAGCUUGGUUGGACAGAAUUGAAUAAGUUAAAAAGAUCUAAGGAGUAUGAAGAUACUUGUGUAUUUGAUAUUUCUCAAGGGAAAGAGAAGAUGUGUAUCCGUGCUGUGAACACUGUAGAUGACGAAAAACCUCUGCCAUUCAUAUACACAACCAAGAUGAUAUAUUCCAAAUGGUUCAAUCCUGCUCCUCAUAGGGGUUGUGAUUGUACCGAUGGAUGCUUGGAUUCUAAGAGAUGUUUAUGCGCAAUGAAGAAUGGUGGUGAGAUCCCAUUUAACAAUGAUGGAGCUAUAUUGGAAAUGAAGCCCCUCAUUUAUGAGUGUGGUCCUUUUUGCAAGUGCCCUCCUUCUUGUUGUAAUAGAGUCAGCCAGCAUGGCAUCAAAUUUCCGCUUGAGAUCUUCAAAACCAAAUCAAGUGGUUGGGGUGUCCGAUCCCUAACUUUUAUUCCAUGUGGAAGUUUCAUAUGUGAGUAUGCUGGGGAGCUGCUCCAGGAUAAGGAGGCCGAAGAAAGAACCAACAAUGAUGAGUAUCUAUUUGACAUUGGACGUAACUACGAUGGGCCAGAUUUACAAAUGAGUUCUUGUGAAAUUAUAGAGGAUGUGGGUUUUACAGUUGAUGCUGCAUUUUAUGGCAAUGUGGGGAGAUUCGUCAACCAUAGUUGUUCUCCUAACCUUUAUGCACAAAAUGUUCUCUACGAUCAUGAUGAUGAUAAAAUUCCUCACAUAAUGCUUUAUGCUGCUGAGAACAUCCCUGCCUUACAAGAGCUAGCUUAUGAUUACAAUUACAAGAUAGAUCAAGUUCAUGAUGCUGAAGGCAAUAUCAAGAAGAAGAGUUGCUAUUGUGGUUCUUCUAGCUGUACUGGAAGGUUGUAUUGAUGUUUUUGAGAGAAGGAAGUGUAGGCUACCUCAAAGAAUGUUGGAAAAUUAUUGUAAAAAUCAUGUAAACAUUUUUCUAUCACAAAUAUUGUAAA
Telopea speciosissima is the source of this 2827-nucleotide messenger RNA. Its product is annotated as histone-lysine N-methyltransferase, H3 lysine-9 specific SUVH5-like. Gene Ontology annotation, molecular function: zinc ion binding; histone methyltransferase activity; protein binding. Lineage: Eukaryota; Viridiplantae; Streptophyta; Magnoliopsida; Proteales; Proteaceae. The record is from RefSeq and is a predicted model, not a curated record. Bases 45 to 2732 code for a protein of 895 amino acids. The transcript has a single exon. Gene Ontology annotation, cellular component: nucleus.